GCCAGCCUUUGGCAGAGCUGCUUGUUCCUCCUGGAGGAGCUCACGUCGCAGCAGCUGCAGCUGGACACCAUCGCCGCCAGCGCGGCCAUCCAUGGCGCCGCGGGCGGUUCCCGCGACGGAUGGCGCUGGGCCGGGUGGCUUCUGGAUGGGAUGUCGACACGUGCCGUGGCCAGCAACACGGUGACCUUUAACUCGGUUCUCACUGCGAAUGAAGCGAACUGGCAGAGAGCUGUGAACUUUUGGAGGAGGAUGAAGGGAAGCGCAGUUGACGUGGUCUCCUGCAAUGCCAUGAUCAACGCUUGGGGAAAAGCGGGCCGUUGGGCAGCUUCUCUGUCACUGCUGCGUUGGAUGGGUCAGUCGAGCCUCAAAGCUGACACCAUCUCAUGUUCCUCGGUGACCAGUGCCUGCGCGAGCAGCUGGGUGUGGGAGAGGGCCAGCCAACUGGUGCAGAGGAAGGAGUCCAGCUUUUCAUACAACGCUCUGCACUCAGCCUGCCAAGGAGCCAGGCAGUGGCGAGUCUCUUUGUGUCUCCUGGUGAGGAUGAAUCAAAGGAGGGUAUCUGCCGACACCGUCACAUGCAAUGCAGCAUUGACGGCAUGUCAAGAGGCCAUGCACUGGCAAAGAUGCCUCAGGCUCUUGUUUUCCGCAGCUGCUGACACAAUCACAUUCAGUGCUGCUGUCACUGCAUGCUGUGAAGCAGCAAACUGGCAGGUUGCGAUUCAACUCUUUGAUUUGAUGAACAUGGCUUCCGUUGGAAUGAAUUCGGUGAUUUUUGCCGAGCUUGCUCGUGCCUGUGCAUCUGGCUUGCAGUGGGAAGCGAUGCUUUCUGCUGUAGCUGAGAUGGGGAGUGCAGGUUAUGAGCCUGACUCGUUAGUUUUCGCAUCAGUAGUCAAUGCUUUACAGGAAAGUGAACAAUCGAUUCGCUUUGUGGAAGCAUUGAUGGAUUUGCAGACUGUUUCACGGCGACCGAUUCGCCGCGACGGCCCACGAGCGACCGGUGAUAAGGGCAGUGAAGAGCCCAUGGGAGGACGGUCCCGUGAGCGACACCGCACCGUGGGGAGGGGAGGGGCGCCAGGAGAGGAGUCGUCGUGUGGCAUUCGCGACGUUUGCGCCCAACGCAGCUGCGACGACUGCAGCAAGUCCCACAGCGAGAGACGUCUCGAUGCGUCGGCUGGGCGGAUGCGAGCAGAGCUGCAGCGGCAAUUGGCCGCGGAGGAUGGCCAACAGGCCGAUGACGCGGACGACCACCGAGCGGAGGCGGAUGCCGCAGGCGGAGAAUCAUCCGCCAUGGCCCAGUUUCGCCAGCUAAUGGAACAAAUGGAAAUGUGGGGCAAGACUGCCGCUGACCACAUCGAGGAGGCUUUGCUGGAAACGACGGCGGCCGCUUCCAACGCCGAACGCGAACUUCAGGAAAGACCGCCGCCGCCUGAGCUGCCACAGGUGGGGCCACCUGCUCCUGAUGGCACGCUUUCCGCCUUGGAGUUGGAGUUGCACUUCGAGGAUCCACCGUCAUCAGCGCCGUCGGUCGCGACCGCGGAGGAGGCAGCAGCGUUCCUUGCGGAGCUGGCUCAGCAGGCCCGUGCAGCUGCGCUGGCGCAGCUCGAGCAGCGAUCGAUCCAAGAAGGCGAGCCGUCCUCGGUCGACCUGAACGGAGGUCCUGCGGAGGCCGGGGAGGCCAUUGAGCGUCGGAUCGAGGCGGAGCGGCUGGCCUGUGGGGCUCCUCGGGUGGAUGGACCUCUCCGGGCGACCCUGGCUGGCGACGAGUCUGGCCUGCAGCUGCUGGAACGACAGCAUCAGGAACUGAUGGAGCAGAUGCAGCGAGAGGAAGAGGAACGCCGCAAGGAGGAGGCUCCACGACGGCCCCUUCUGGCCCGCCCAGCAUAUCAAAGAGUUGAUGUGUCGAGAGCCCGGAGCUUGGAUGUGGGCGUGAAAGAUGACCAGUUCUAUUCCGAAGAGCGCCAGGCACAGAGACGAGAAUCAAGAAGGAUGAGAAUGGAGGACAAGCUAAGUCACGUUCAAGAGGAAGAGCAGCGAAUGAAGGAAGAUGCUGGUGCUCCCAGGCCGAGCGUGCACGCGAAGCAGUCGAGCGUGGGCGACUGGAGCGAGAAGAUCAAUGGUCGACAGCCGCAAGAUAUCAUCCGCAUGCGCCACAGCAUCGACGAGCGGAGACGGAGUUAUAAGGAGGGCCGCCAGCGCUUCAUGCGCGGCGGCAACUUCUCCUCUUCAGAAAGACCGUGGGCCGUUCGCAGAUUUGGUGAGGAGAGGGAGAGAAUGAAGACGGAGGAGAGGAAGAUCAAGCAACUUGAAGAUCGCCUGGAAUAUUUGCUCCAACGCUUCCGACGGCACUGCCGAUAG
Durusdinium trenchii is the source of this 2355-nucleotide messenger RNA. The record is from the annotation of a GenBank genome assembly. Lineage: Eukaryota; Dinophyceae; Suessiales; Symbiodiniaceae.